Aspergillus oryzae RIB40 is the source of this 939-nucleotide messenger RNA. RefSeq names its product SMP-30/gluconolactonase/LRE family protein. Lineage: Eukaryota; Fungi; Ascomycota; Eurotiomycetes; Eurotiales; Aspergillaceae. Gene Ontology annotation, molecular function: calcium ion binding; gluconolactonase activity. The transcript has 4 exons. The record is from RefSeq and is a predicted model, not a curated record. Gene Ontology annotation, biological process: L-ascorbic acid biosynthetic process. The coding region runs from base 1 to 939 and encodes 312 amino acids.
AUGUCAGCGUUCCAGAAAUGGACGGUCACUGAGCCGUACAUCGAUAUCGCAGGGACCUUGUUGGAGGGACCGUUCUAUGAUGAGCCCAGAAAUGAGUUCCGCUUUGUUGAUAUCUGGGAGCAGAAGUUCUAUGUGGUGGACUUAGCCAAAGGCCCAGACUCAUUGAAGACUAUUGAUACGUCUGCUUCCAUCGGGGUAACUGCCAACAUCAAAGAUUCUGGCGAUGCCUACAACGGCCAGAUAAUUGUAGCCGCAAAACAUGGAUAUGCUCUUCUCGACCGCGCCACGGGUCAGCUCUCGUAUAUCUCCAAGGUUUGGGAUGACCAGAAGGACCCAGAGAGAGCCCGCAUAAUGCGUUUCAACGACGGGGCAGUCGACAGCCAUGGGCGAUUCUGGGCGGGUUCAAUGAAUGACCCCAAAGUGCAGUCCCCGGUCAACGAGGCCGUUCUUUUCAGACUGGACCCCGACAUGAAAGUGCGCCGUAUGGUCGAAGGUCUGACUAUUCCUAAUGGGAUUGGUUGGAACCAUGCAGACGAUACAAUGUACCUGACCGACUCACCCACUGGCAAAAUUUACGCGUAUGACUUCGAUGCCCAAACCGGAGAGAUUAGCAACCGUAGAGUCCACUUUGACCUGGGAGAACCAAAGGAACCUGAUGGUUUUGCCAUUGAUGCAGAAGGCUGUAUCUGGAGCGCCAUUUACGGGGGUGGUAAAGUCAUCCGUAUCUCACCGGAAGGGAAAGUCAUUGGAGAAGUGUCGCUUCCCACGAGAAACAUCACCUGUCCGAUCUUUGUGGGGACUGAGCUACUCAUCACCACUGCCAAGGAUGACACCGAUGAUGAGCAGUUCCCGAACUCAAUUCGGUAUGGAGGGCGAGUCUAUAGAGUUGACGUGGGAAUCAGGGGCAAGCCCAAGAAUGAGUUUCGGUUCCAAAACUGA